Molecule: messenger RNA, 2499 nt
Organism: Aspergillus piperis CBS 112811
Lineage: Eukaryota; Fungi; Ascomycota; Eurotiomycetes; Eurotiales; Aspergillaceae
Product: putative nuclear localization protein
Exons: 3
Coding region: 161-2323 (720 amino acids)
Cellular component (GO): nucleus
Molecular function (GO): chromatin DNA binding
Source: RefSeq, a predicted model, not a curated record
GCAGUAGCCAACCAGGUCGCCAUCUUCUUCCCCCCUCCCGGUUUGGCAUCCUGAUCUUCUUCGCGUGUCUCUAACGCGCCCGCAACCUUGCGACGGUGCCCUCCACCAUCACCACCCACCACACCACGCCACCCUCUGUCCCGUCCUUCCUUGGCCCGCCAUGUAUAGCACUCCUCAAUCCUCUGUUCCCGCUCCGAUGAAUGGCAUCGGAGGGGAGCUCGUUGAUGGGUCGGGGACGAUCAAUCCCGCUGCCCUGAAUAAUGUCGCCGUAGUGCUUCCAACCCCAACAACAUAUGGUGGCAUUGCAACCCCAACGAGUAUAGCUCCUCGUGGUGUGAAGCGAAGUCGAACCCCAGACCAGCGCGGGAAUGCACGCGCGGAUGGAGACCAUGACGACGAUGAACAAGGCCGUCGGAAACGAGGCCGUCCUCCCAAGACUCCGCGUCCGUCUGCGACAACCCCCAGCGAUCAGACCCCCUCCAAUGUUCACCUUCAGACGCCCCGGUUGCAGACUCAGCCUCUGCCGGCGCAAUCUGCCGUCAAUGUAUCGCCGCCACAGGCUUCUCCGCCGGAUAAGACUACGCCGACCAAGACUACGCUCGUCAAGGCCCUGCCUACCGUCCGGGAUCAUACGACCGACCAGCUGAACGAAGAGGGCGACGAAUACAUCCCCAAGGAAUUCGACGAGGCAGGUGAAAAGAAGGUGGAUGCCAUGGGCUACCCUCAAGGAGGCCGAGAGUACAAGUGUCGCACGUUCCGCGUUCCUCUGCGUGGGAAUAAGCUUUUCAUGCUUGCGACCGAAUGCGCAAGGGUGCUGGGUUAUCGCGACUCGUAUCUUUUGUUCAACAAGAACCGUUCGCUCCACAAGAUCAUCGCCAGUCAGAUCGAGAAGGAUGAUCUCAUCCAGCAGGAUAUCCUACCUUACUCGUAUCGUUCGCGCCAGAUUGCUAUCGUGACGGCCAAGUCGAUGUUCCGUCAGUUCGGCAGCCGCGUGAUUGUCAAUGGGCGGCGCGUCCGCGACGACUACUGGGAGAGCAAAGCACGGAAACAAGGAUUCACGGAGGAUGAUUUGGCCGGUGAGAAACGACCCGGCGGCGCGAAAGCCCGGGAUGCGGCGGCAGCAGAAGCUGCGGGCGCAGCCAACUUUCUACCCACCCUCACUCAUGGCGAUGUCAUCUACAGCAAUGCGCUGGAAUCUGUGCCAGGUAGCCUGCCUCUUGGUCCGCCGUCGUCGGUUUCUCUUGCGCCGCCACUCCCUAUGAUCCACAUGGCCACCACCACCGAUGAUCCCCGGUUGCGGGAGUAUAACAGCAUGCCUCGCCCGCGCCAGGAAUUGACGGGACAGCCUUUCCAGGAUCGCAUUCAACCCAGCUCGGCCGCUGAAAUCCUCAACCAGGCCUCACACACGGCCGAGUUCAACAAAAUCCUAACGUCACAACGGAGUUUUCGCCAGAAGGGCUUGGACGACUUCUACGCCAAGCAACGGGAGGUGCCUGUUUCUGCGGCGCAGUCCCAGCCUGGUCAACUGGACUCGACACCGUCUGUGUCACAGCCCUUGCAGUCGCCACAGAUGGCUUCCACGGGAAUGAUGAAUGCAGCUCAGUCGCAGCAGCCCAUGAUUUCCCAUCAGGCACCGAUCAUGUCUGGCCAGUCAGGUUUCCAGCAACCUGCGGCUCAUCAGCAGCCACCUGUCGCACAGUCCCCUGUUCGGGGCGUUCCCCCCGUUCGGCCCGAGUUGAUGCACCAAAGGUCUAAUCCUGCCAUGGCUGCCGGGACGCCUCAGCCGCCUGGACCUUACGGAUAUCCCUCUCAAGCGCAACAGAUGUGGGGACAACCACCACCCCAGCCGCAACCAUCUCCACUUUCUGCCGCUGGUCCUCAGGGCGUCGGCAUGCCCCAGUUCCCGUCGCAAAUGCAUACGCAGCAGUCACCAUCGCCGCUCGCACACUCCAUGCCGCAGCAGCAGCAGCAGCAGCAUUCGCAGUCUCCCCGGAAUCAGCCCCGACCUUCGGCGCCGCCGAUGCCUCAGAACUUUCCCAUACAUCCUCAGCAGGCGCCUCAACAACAGCCCAUGGCAUCGAUGGGUUUCCCUGGUGUCACGGCUGCUCCGUAUCCAGCAGUGACUGCCGCCAGAGGCAUGUAUCCUUCGACGCAGGGUCCUGGAGGUCAGCAGUUCAUGGCGGGCACUCCCCAGCAGCCUGGUUUGGCCAUGGGAAUGAACGCUGGCGGUGCUAUGCCGGGAUGGCCUCCAGCUGGCCCCAUGCAGCCCGGUCACCCGCAACCCGGGCAGUCCGGGACACCUCUGGGAUGGUCCGGUUACUAGAAGCAAUGUGAGAUGGCGAUGGCCGGCUUAUGCGAUUCGGCGUUGCGGUGAUCUGGUGAUGUUGAUCUAUGAAAAGAGAUGCCCGUUUGACUUGUUAUCUUCAUUUCAUCUUUCUUAUACUGUGGGUCUUGUCCACUUGCUUUGAGAUCGGUUACUCGCAUCUUCCCGUCAUACCC